Messenger RNA from Empidonax traillii (willow flycatcher), 950 nucleotides. Its product is annotated as melatonin receptor type 1A. Gene Ontology annotation, molecular function: melatonin receptor activity. Gene Ontology annotation, biological process: G protein-coupled receptor signaling pathway. The coding region runs from base 1 to 948 and encodes 315 amino acids. The record is from RefSeq and is a predicted model, not a curated record. The transcript is spliced from 2 exons. Lineage: Eukaryota; Metazoa; Chordata; Aves; Passeriformes; Tyrannidae. Gene Ontology annotation, cellular component: membrane.
AUGGAGGACCCCAGAAACUACAGACUCAUCAGUCUCACUUCAGUGCCUGAUAAAGUUAUGGAGAAGAUUACUGUGAGAGGAAAUGUGUUUGUUGUAAGCCUGGCAGUUGCAGACUUGAUUGUAGCUAUCUACCCAUAUCCACUGGUCCUCACAUCUGUGUUUCACAACGGAUGGAAACUGGGAUACCUACAGUGCCAGAUUAGUGGCUUCUUGAUGGGCCUAAGUGUCAUUGGAUCAAUCUUCAAUAUUACAGGCAUCGCUAUCAAUCGGUACUGCUAUAUCUGCCACAGUCUCAAAUAUGACAAGCUAUACAGCAACAAGAAUUCAUUGUGCUAUGUUGUUCUUAUAUGGGUCCUAACAUUUGUUGCUAUUGUGCCCAACCUGUUUGUGGGAUCGCUACAGUAUGACCCCAGGAUUUACUCAUGUACAUUUGCACAAUCUGUGAGCUCAACCUAUACAAUAGCAGUUGUGUUUUUCCAUUUCCUGCUUCCCAUAGCUGUAGUUACUUUCUGUUACUUGAGAAUAUGGAUCCUCGUUAUUCAGGUAAGGCGAAGGGUUAAACCAGAUAACAACCCUAGGCUGAAACCACAUGACUUCAGAAACUUUGUAACCAUGUUUGUGGUAUUUGUACUGUUUGCAGUCUGCUGGGCUCCUUUGAACUUUAUAGGCCUUGCUGUGGCUGUCAACCCAAAAACUGUAAUCCCUAGGAUUCCAGAGUGGUUGUUUGUAUCUAGUUAUUAUAUGGCAUAUUUCAACAGCUGCCUUAAUGCUAUAGUAUAUGGACUCCUGAACCAGAACUUCAGAAGAGAAUACAAGAGAAUUAUUGUCACUUUUUGUACAGCAAAUGUUUUCUUCCAGGAUAGUUCUAAUGAUGCAGGAGACAGAAUGAGAAGUAAACCUUCUCCACUGAUUACAAACAACAAUCAAGUGAAGGUGGACUCUGUCUGAAA